AUGUUUGUUAGAAAGAGUUUGCGCCUUUUUCGGCCACAAUUUGCCGGACCCAUUCCAUCAACACGUUCAUGGUUUCAUAAUGCCAGUGUCCGGCAAAGUAUUUUAGGAAGAAUUAAAGAUAUGUUUGGAAAAGAAAAAGAAAAAGGAGAAGAACAAGUUUCUCAGAAAGAUCUCCCUACUUUAGAAGUGGUGUUUCCAAAGAAAAGAACGAACGUCUCAAAAUGGGAAGGAAAGCAGCUUUUUGAAAAGUUUUCUGGCGAAAAGCUUAAUAAAGCUGAUAGUCUCGCUAUCAUCAGUAACCUUCGAUCUUCUGAAACUUUUUCUUCUCCCUGGUCCCCAGAAGAUCGUUUGCGUGCCGCAAAAUUAGCAUAUCAGAAGACAGGACAUAUUGUCUAUGAUUCCCCUCUACAAGAGAUUUCAAAUUGGGAUGAUAUGUACCGGUAUUACGAUCUUCAAGUACAAUAUGGGGACUCCACCGUGCGAGGACGCACGACUUGGAAACCUACAGAAGAACUAAUACUUUUGCCAAACGUUGUCUUACAUAUCGAUAAAAAUGGAUUACCUACGGAGGAUCACCCGGCAGGAGGAUCAGUAAAGAUAUCUGAAUCUACAUAA
This is a messenger RNA of Schizosaccharomyces octosporus yFS286, 615 nucleotides long. RefSeq lists its product as uncharacterized. NCBI's taxonomy places the organism in Eukaryota, Fungi, Ascomycota, Schizosaccharomycetes, Schizosaccharomycetales, Schizosaccharomycetaceae. Bases 1 to 615 code for a protein of 204 amino acids. The transcript has a single exon. The record is from RefSeq and is a predicted model, not a curated record.